AUGGCAAUUCCACUCGCAUCGGUCUCUAAGAUGAAAGGCUUUCCAAAUCGUGGUGUAGCUAGAAUCGGUGCACUCGUCAAUCUUUUCUUCAUUUCCUCAAGGAUUUUAUCAUGUUUUUCAGUCCAAUCUCUUGUUGAUUCCUUUUUAGUAAGAUCAUAAAUGGGGGCCAUAAUUUCAGCAAAGCCUUUAAUAAAUCGUCGGAAGUAACUAAAUACUCCGAUCAAGGAACGUAAUUCUGCUAGAUUUUGUGGUUUCUUUAUGGUAAGUAUAGGUUUUAAAUCCUUAUCAUCCAUUCUCACUCCCUUAUCAGAAAUUAAAAAUCCUAAAUAACGAAUCUCAGCACAUCCCCAUCGGCAUUUUUCUGCUCUUAGUUUCAUCCCAACUUUACACAUAACAUUAAGGAAAGCUUUUAAAUCCUC
This is a messenger RNA of Meloidogyne enterolobii, 419 nucleotides long. The record is from the annotation of a GenBank genome assembly. Lineage: Eukaryota; Metazoa; Nematoda; Chromadorea; Rhabditida; Meloidogynidae.